CGUUGUAGCAAUACACGCCGAGUUGCGAUGGAGCAACCCCAUUGCGUCGUGGACAUCGAACAAGGCGUCGCCGUGUGUGUGGUAUGCCUGCAGCCCUUGGAGUGGGUAGCCACGGGUCGGUGCGGCCAUCGCGCUCUUUGCCCCAAAUGCAUGGUCUCUGUCCGGGUCGCGGACAACAAAAGACAGUGCUGCGUGUGUGGAGCCUGGUGCCCCAAGGUGGUCGUCACCAGGGCCAACGCCUGGGACGCCUCGCUCCUCUCCAGAUGCCGUUCGCGAUGCGAGAAGGCGACCACGGCCGGUACUGGUACAACAGGAGGACGGGGGCCUACUUCGACGACUACCAGCAAUAUCACGCCGUGCAACGCGCGUCCGACAUAAUACCGCUGCCCUUCUAUCAGCCCACGAUUAUGUUCCUGCUCGUUUACGCUGCCAGUUUCUUCUUUGGAGGAGUUCUCGGCCAUGCCUUGGCGAUGAAUGCAAAGCAUACAUGGUCCAGAGUGAUGGCUUAUGCUGUGUGCAUUUUGGUUUGCCUGAUCAUAGCUAGCUCCUUAUGGUGCGGGCCCAGGUACUGCUGUAACGUGGAGGAAUCCAAAAACGCCGAGAUGGACCAAAUUUCAGGCAAUAGGAAUUGAAUU
Molecule: messenger RNA, 635 nt
Organism: Triticum dicoccoides
Lineage: Eukaryota; Viridiplantae; Streptophyta; Magnoliopsida; Poales; Poaceae
Exons: 2
Coding region: 84-632 (182 amino acids)
Source: RefSeq, a predicted model, not a curated record